UGGAGCUUCCAUAGAUUCUUUUCUUUUCUUAACGAGCCAGCCAUUUCUAAGCGAUGGGAAUCGAUUAUGUUCUGGUAAAUAAACAACGCGAGAAAAACGCUUUUUUCAAUGUUAAAAUAAGCUUUUAAAGAUAUAAAAUGAGUCGCAGACGUCGUGCCAUUGGAGAGAGAGCGAGGGAGAUAGAUAGAUAUGGCCGUCUCUUCAUCUCCGUCUUCUGCACUCCAUAACGUGUUUGUAUAUGGCACCCUGCUUGCAGACGAAGUCGUGCAUGUGCUGCUGAAGCGUGUGCCAGACUCUGCUCCUGCUAUCCUCCCCAACUACCAUAGGUAUAGUAUCAAGAAUCGCGUUUAUCCAGCUAUUUUACCUGUUGAUAAGAUAGAGGUAAUUGGAAAGGUCCUUUUUGGGAUUACAGAUCCUGAGCUAUGCAUAUUGGAUGAAUUUGAAGAUUUUGAAUAUGAAAGGAACGUUGUUGAGGUGUCUUUGGUGGAAAGUUCUGAAAUAUUGCAGGCCUAUGCUUAUGUGUGGAGGAACAAAUCAGAUCCAGAUUUAUAUGGAGAUUGGGAUUUAAAGGAGUGGAAGGAAAAACAUAUAGACAAUUAUCUUGUUAUGACCUGUAGUUUUGCAGCUGAACUUGAGGAACCAGAUGCUAGGGUGGCUGCCUAUGAGUGCUCCUUCCAUCAGGGCUCAUGAUUCAUGGAAGUGGUUUAUGAAGUUAGUUUCAACUUCAAAAAGCUUCAUAUUGUUUGAGAAAUUUAAUUUAUCACUCUAAUUUGUAUGUAGUUAUCAUCUUUGAGUGUUUGCUUUUCACAUGCAAAACAUGUCGAGUGGUUGGUUGACACCCUCAAAAACUGGCUAAUUGUGAAAACCUGGUUUACCUGUUUGAAUGACAAGGCAAAAACUACGUUUUCACUUUCUGAAA
This is a messenger RNA of Nymphaea colorata (pocket water lily), 919 nucleotides long. Its product is annotated as AIG2-like protein D. Lineage: Eukaryota; Viridiplantae; Streptophyta; Magnoliopsida; Nymphaeales; Nymphaeaceae. The record is from RefSeq and is a predicted model, not a curated record.